Blepharisma stoltei is the source of this 1347-nucleotide messenger RNA. The record is from the annotation of a GenBank genome assembly. NCBI's taxonomy places the organism in Eukaryota, Ciliophora, Heterotrichea, Heterotrichida, Blepharismidae.
AUGAACAAAAAAGGGAUUAUUCUCUUUGCUACUUAUCUAGGACUUUUCGCAAAUGCUGUAGUAUAUACAAUUAUCAUACCUUUCGGGAGCAAGAUGGUCUCUGCCUUUGGAAUGGCCAAUGACAGAGAUUCAACAGGCACUUGGGUUGGGAUCUUGACAUUUGUCUUAAUGUUUGGAAGAACAAUUGCUUCUCCUUUUUGAGGGAUAAUUUGCGACAAAUGGGGAAGAAAACCAGUUAUGAUAGUUGGAACUCUCUCAAAUGUCAUACUUUCUAUAGCAUUUGGAUUUUCAAGUAGCUUUAUAUGAGCAUUGCUGGUUAGAUUUUUUCUGGGAAUUAUGACUCCGUUGACUAUGGUUGUUAAAACCUUGCUUUCGGAGCUGUGUCCUGGAGAAUCAAAUGCAAUUGCUUGACAGAUUGUUAUGUGGCAAAUGGGAUUAAUUGGAGGCAAUAUAAUUGGAGGACUGUUGGAAGAUCCAAAAUCAUCAGGAUUAAUUAAAAGUGGAAUUUUCGCAGAUUAUCCUUUUCUAUUGCCAAACUUUUUUGCAGCUAUAAUGUCUGCUGUUGCAUUAGUGCUUCUUAUCCCUUUCUUAGAAGAAACUCUUCAGAAAAAUAAUGAUGAUGAAUUAUCUUUAAGUCAAGGCCGCUCAUACUGAAAAAUUGUGACAGAUCCAUUGGUCAAGAGACUAGUGUCCGUCUAUUUUAUUUUAUCAGGAAACUUGACAGCUUUUCAAGAACUUAUUUCUUUGUGAUGCUGAGCGAGCAUUUCUAAAGGUGGCUUUGAAAUGAAUCCAAGUGAAAUCGGUAUGAUCUUAGCCAUAAGUUCAGCCAUUUUAUUACUUUUCCAAAAAUGCAGUUAUAACUGGCUUGUUGAGCGCUCAGGACUUGUAUCGAUCUGUUCAUAUUCAUUACUUUUUUCAUCUCCAUUCUUGAUGAUUAUGCCUAUUGCAAGCGUUUUCAAUGAAUAUCUUUGAUUAAAGUGAAUUUCUCUUACGUGUGUAUGCAUGGCUUGAUACUUUAUUACUUUCAUAUCAAAUACUUCAAUUAUGACUAUAUCUAACAACUCUGUUAUAUCUAAAGAGAGAGGAAGGAUGAAUGGCAUUUUUAUGUCAAUGGGCUCACUUGCAAGAUCAGUUUCACCUUUGUUUUUUGGCUUUUUAUUUGCAAAAUCCAUUGAAAUUGAUUGGAUUUUCCCUUUCGACUAUGCUUUAUCAUUUUAUUUAAUGGCAAUUUUUUCAAGCAUUGGAUGAAUAAUUUGUAAACAGCUUCCGAAAACAUUGAAUUAUCCUCUUGAAACUGUUAACUCUGAUAAAGCAUAUACAGAAUUAGCAAGAUUAAAUGAAAAUUAA